GUCUGGUUCGGGGACAAUCGUGCCUCUAUCGAGUUCCAUGAGCGAGGUAAGAAACACAAAGAUGCAUUGGCCAACAAAAUUCGCGAGCUGGGAAAAAAGCAACGCGAGGAAACGAAAGCGAGGUAUUCAUUAAACAGCGCUUUGGCUCAAAUGGAAGCAGCAGCUCUGGUAUCUAUGGCGGAACGUGGUGAAGGAAUCUCGCAUGGCCCGGCAUUGCCAGGUUAUCCUUUUAUUAGCUAA
Cylicostephanus goldi is the source of this 240-nucleotide messenger RNA. NCBI's taxonomy places the organism in Eukaryota, Metazoa, Nematoda, Chromadorea, Rhabditida, Strongylidae. The record is from the annotation of a GenBank genome assembly.